Messenger RNA from Podospora anserina S mat+, 1557 nucleotides. RefSeq lists its product as uncharacterized. The transcript is spliced from 2 exons. NCBI's taxonomy places the organism in Eukaryota, Fungi, Ascomycota, Sordariomycetes, Sordariales, Podosporaceae. The record is from RefSeq and is a predicted model, not a curated record. Gene Ontology annotation, molecular function: oxidoreductase activity, acting on paired donors, with incorporation or reduction of molecular oxygen; iron ion binding; heme binding. Bases 1 to 1557 code for a protein of 518 amino acids.
AUGCCAGAGUUCAAUCUCACGUCUGGUCACUUCCUGGCUUUGAAGGAGACUGUCAAGACUCUUCCGAAAAACGCAACCCUGCACACGGUCAUGAUGCAACUGUCAAAGAAGUUUCCCUCCGGAAUGUUCUACAUCAACAUGUGGCCUUUUAGCGGCACGUGGCUUGUGGUGACGACGCCCUUGGGAGCUUCACAAUGUCAAACUCUGAAUCUUAUCAAGCCAUCGAUUCUCACAAAACCACUGGAAACCAUCGGCGGUGGGCCAAGUCUGAUCACCAUGAAUGGAGAGACGCAUAAGAAAUGGCGUAGUCUAUUCAACCCAGGAUUUAGCCCCAGCUAUCUCGUGGGGCUGGCUCCGAUGAUUGCGGAUGAAGUGGCUGUAUUUUGCCGUCUGUUGAGGGAACAGGCUGGGAACAAGAACGCGGAGCCGUUGCUCUGUGAGUCUAGCAAAGGUUAUUACCACAGAGCCGAAUGUCUGCUAAUGGCCAUGCGUGCCCCCUGCAGAGACACAAGGCUACACCAUCAGACAAAGGAUAGCCAACUUGCUCUGGCACUUCAGCGGCAAAUCGAAUGGACAUCAUUCGGGACCACCUUUAACCCAUUCAAACGCUACCUCACCAUCCGCCCCUUGGUGCUGUGGUACAACAACCGCAUCAUGGAUCGGCUCAUUGGCCAGGAAAUCGACAAGAGAUACACUGAGCAUCUGCAGGAUCAAGGCUCAGGUGAAAGGCGCUCCAAAUCCGUCAUGUCGCUCGUGCUGGCUCAGUUCCUAGAAGAAGCCCAAGUCAAAGGCGCCCCGCCCCCUCUAUCCGAGUUCAAGAAACUAGUUGCGCCCCAACUGCGCGGAUUCCUGUUUGCUGGCCGAGACACGACGAGUAGCACCCUUCUCUAUUGUUUUCACCUCUUGGCUACGCAUCCCGAAGCGCUCAAAAGACUCCGCAGCGAGCAUGGUGAAGUCUUUGGCGACAGGCUGGACGCGUCAAAAGCCCACCAGGCCAUUGUAAAGGAACCUCAACGGCUCAACCAACUGCCGUACACGACAGCGGUGAUUAAGGAAGCGCUUCGGCUGUUUCCUCCCUCUGCGUCUCUACGCGAAGGCCGCGCUGGAGUCGAUCUUGUGGAUGAGAAAGGAAGGCGGUAUCCCACCGAGGGAUGCAAUGUGUGGACGCUGACAGUGGCGCUGCAUCACAAUGCCGUUUAUUGGAAGCAGGCCGAGUCGUUUGUGCCAGAGCGGUGGUUGGUGGGACCCGAGGAUCCCAUGUACCCCGUCAAGGGGGCGUGGAGGGCAUUUGAGCUUGGUUCUAGGGCUUGCAUUGGGCAGACGUUGGCGCUCAUGGAACUUCGAGUUGCGCUGGUGAUGACACUCUCCGAGUUUGAUAUCACUCCGGCGUACGAGGAUUGGGAUAGGAUGCAUCCGAGGUCGGAUGUCAAGGUGGUGAAUGGAAAUAGGGCUUAUCAGGCAGAGAAGGGUGGUGGUGGUGCGCAUCCUGCUGAUGGAUUUCCUUGUCGGGUUACGCUUCGCGACAUGGAUGGUAGAGAGGGUGACGUUCAGGGUUAA